Molecule: messenger RNA, 1297 nt
Organism: Sycon ciliatum
Lineage: Eukaryota; Metazoa; Porifera; Calcarea; Leucosolenida; Sycettidae
Product: voltage-dependent anion-selective channel protein 2-like
Exons: 1
Coding region: 79-945 (288 amino acids)
Biological process (GO): monoatomic anion transmembrane transport
Cellular component (GO): mitochondrial outer membrane
Molecular function (GO): voltage-gated monoatomic anion channel activity
Source: RefSeq, a predicted model, not a curated record
UCAAGAUUCAGAUGCUGUUGUUUUUCACUUUCAUCUGAGAUCAAUAUUUCUUAGUUCUGCUCUUUCAUAUUCUUCAUCAUGAGCACUCCACCUUGCUUCAGUGACAUUGGCAAGAACGCCAGCGACCUUUUCAAGAAGGGUUAUUCCCAUGGACAGGUGAAGCUCGAGGCCUCCUCUCAGGCCAAGAAUGGCUGUGAGUUCAAGGCCAUCACCACAUCGGAGGGCUCUCGCAUUUCUGGCAGCCUGGAGACCAAGCAGAGGGUGUCCAAGUAUGGCUUGACCCUCACUGGCAAGUGGAACACGGACAACGCAUUCAACGUGAACGUGGCUGUGGAGAACCAGUUCGUUGAUGGACUGAAGCUGACCUUGGACUCGACCAUUGCUCCCCACACUAGCAGGAAGAGCAACAAGGCCAAGGCUGCAUACAAACGUCCCCAUUUCAAUGGAGCUGCAUCCGUGAAUGUGGACGCUAAGGGCACCACCCUGAGCGUUGAGGACGUGUUCAGCUAUGAGAAGGUUGUAGGUGGCUUCAGCACCUCGUACAAUGUCACCAACGGCCAGCUGGGCAACCACAGUAUUCAGCUGGGUUACGAAUCAUCGGACUUCGCCUGCGCCGCUGGUGUGUCCAACUUCACGCGCGACCAGGGCAUGGAGAUCACUGGAUCUCUGUUCCACAAGGUGUGCAGCAAGCUGCACGCAGGCGCACAGGCCCGCCAUGUUGCCGGUGUGGCCGACAGCAGCUCGAUCGAGAUCGCCACCAAAUACGCCAGCGACCCGUCCUCCACCCUGCAAGCCAAGGUCAACACCCGCGGCCUUCUCGGUCUGUCCUAUGCCGUCAACAUGCGCAAGGGUGUCAAGAUCACGCUGUCGUCGCUCGUCGACGCCGUGCACCUGGACCAGCCCAACCAUCGUCUCGGUGUCUCCAUCGACCUCUCCGGCAAGUGAUUUCUCUGCUGCUGCUAGUUUUAUCAUCUUCGCCACUCACCGUCUGUGUCACGUCGUCACCAUGUGACCAUCAUGCAUCCAUUACCUAAUACCUAUACUCCAACGAAGCUUGCAUCCACGACUCCUCAGACAGCCUAGCAGGUGUCUUCUGCUACCAUCCCUAUGGUCUAGUGCUCAAUGUUUUGUUUUUUAUUGUUUAUUAUUAAAGAUACCAUUUGCGGGCACUGCUUUCCCACGCUGCCCCUCAUCCGGAACCGGUUUCUCGGUGUAACUAGACCAUCCAUUUGUUGAUCAUGCCUAUGCUGGAUCCUGACCCGUAGCAAGUACACACUGUACACGUACUCUACUUGAA